GUCCUGAGCAUCUGCUCUUAUUUUUCUCUCAUGUUGAUGUUUUUCCCAACCACUCUCGUUCAAAACAGGUCCUUGUUCUCAUGAGACAGUGCUCCUGUUUUCAUGAGACAGUGUUCUCUGUUCCCACAGGACAGCUUCUUCAGGAUGCAUCAGUAUGUUGUCAGGAUCAGGGCCUCCAUUUUCAGUCCUCUCUUUCAGUCCAUCUCAGGGGGAUACUUUGAUCUGGUCAACAUCUAUUGCUUCGUCAGUAUGUGCCAAGGUGCUGACAGACCCGCUGUCACCCCUGACACACCCCAGUUGCUGCCACAGUCCCUUCCAGUCCGCCAGCCGUGACCACGCCCCCUCAGCAUUGGCCACUCCCCUUUAACAGAGACCACGCCCCUCAGCCGUGGUCACGCCCCCCAGGUUUCGCCCCCCAGGUUUCACCCCCCAGUUUUACCUGUGGCUGCUCUGGGAAGGGGUCAAAAAUCACGAGAUGGAGCGGGAAAGCCUGAGGGUGCUGGUGCUACUGGGAGUUCUGUCCAUGGCAAGAGGGAACUCCCACCCUGAUGCCAACAAUCCCUUCCAGUACGACUGGCAUCACCUGCGUGUGGCCGGGUUGGGCGUGGCCGCCUUCCUGUGUGUCCUGGGCUUCAUCGUCCUGCUCAGUGGGAAGUGCAAGUGCCGGAGCAAGGCCAGCCACCAACGACACCCCCCUGAGAUGUCACACCUGGUUGGGACAGGAGCCGUCAGCACGUGCUGAGGUGUCCCCAAGUGUCCCCGAGUGUCCCCAAGUGCAGCAACACAUGGAGGGGGGAGGGACGGGUUUAUUUUGGGGUGGAACCCCCCAAAAACAGCCCAACAAAUGG
This is a messenger RNA of Pseudopipra pipra, 848 nucleotides long. Its product is annotated as FXYD domain-containing ion transport regulator 3-like. The transcript has 8 exons. Lineage: Eukaryota; Metazoa; Chordata; Aves; Passeriformes; Pipridae. The record is from RefSeq and is a predicted model, not a curated record. Gene Ontology annotation, molecular function: sodium channel regulator activity. The coding region runs from base 476 to 742 and encodes 88 amino acids. Gene Ontology annotation, cellular component: membrane. Gene Ontology annotation, biological process: regulation of sodium ion transmembrane transporter activity.